CGAGGGUUAGGGUUUUAGAAUCUUAAGAAAGCAAAAGCUCCACCACAAUCAGAGAGGAAGAAGAAGAAGAAGAAGAUCGCAGCCAUGUUUCCAGGAAUGUUCAUGCGAAAGCCCGAUAAGGCUGUGGCCUUGAAGCAGCUCCGUACCCAUGUAGCUCUUUUCGGCGGCUGGGUUGUCAUCGUCCGUGCUGUUCCUUACGUCCUCUCUUAUUUCUCCGAUUCCAAGGAUGAGCUCAAGAUGGAGUUCUGAGACUCCGAUUCACUUUGAAAAUUUCAG
Messenger RNA from Camelina sativa (false flax), 276 nucleotides. Its product is annotated as mitochondrial import receptor subunit TOM6 homolog. The record is from RefSeq and is a predicted model, not a curated record. NCBI's taxonomy places the organism in Eukaryota, Viridiplantae, Streptophyta, Magnoliopsida, Brassicales, Brassicaceae. Gene Ontology annotation, cellular component: mitochondrial outer membrane translocase complex.